AUGGCAGCCGGCGGCGGCGGCGAGGCUUCGGCGGCGGGAGGCGGGGAAGGUGGCGUGCGGGGCGUGGAUCCGGCGCCGGAGGAGAAGGCGGCGGCGGCGCGGGUGUUCGCGGCGUACGGCUGGGCGGCGGGGGCGGCUGGCUCCCCGCCCGCGCUCGAGGUGCUCGGCUUCGACGCCAAGGAGUCCCUCUCCCCCGAGCCCCUGGCGAGGGCUGUGCUCGGGGAGGGCGGCGCGGGCGACGCGCGCGCGGCAUCGCGGUGCACCCUGCCGGCGACGAGCUCGUCUGCGCCACCGCCACGGGCUGCAGCACAGACGGUGCCAAAUUUGCCAUUGGUGGAGAGGAUGGACAUCUCAGAAUAUUCCAUUGGCUACAUGAAUGUGCUUUUGGAUGAACCUAAAGCUCAUAAAUCCUUCCGAGACAUGGAUAUCAGCUUAGACUCUGAGUUCUUAGUUUCAACAUCCACUGAUGGAUCUGCAAGAAUAUGGAAGAUAGAUGAGGGUGCACCACUGGUCAAUUUGACUCGAUCCUCGGAUGAGAAGAUUGAGUGUUGCCGCUUUUCUAGGGAUGGCAUGAAACCAUUCCUGUUUUGCACUGUUGCAAAAGGUUCCAAAGUUGUUACUGUUGUCUGGAACAUAAGCGAUUGGAAGAGAAUUGGGUACAAAAGACUUCUGGGAAAGCCUAUCUCUACACUUUCAGUUAGCUUGGAUGGGAAGUAUCUGGCAUUAGGAAGCCAUGAUGGUGACUUCUGUGCUGUUGAUGUAAAGAAAAUGGAAGUUUCUCACUGGAGCAAGAAAGUUCAUCUUGGUUCCCAGUCACCUCCAUUGAGUUUUGCCCUACUGAAAGAGGUUAAGGUUGUAAUCUCCACAUCGCAUCAAUGGGGAGCAGAGCUGACGAAACUGAACGUGCCUGCUGACUGGAAAGAAUGGCAGGUCUGGCUCGUACUCCUGGCACUCUUCCUAGCAUCCGCCAUCCUGUUCUACAUGUUCUACGAGCGCUCGGACACAUUCUGGAACUUUCCCAUGGGGCGACACCAGCAGGCGAAGCCAUGGAACGUGCUCAAGGAGUCUCCUCCGGUCCCCGAGGACCAGAAUCCAUGGUGA
This is a messenger RNA of Miscanthus lutarioriparius, 1101 nucleotides long. Lineage: Eukaryota; Viridiplantae; Streptophyta; Magnoliopsida; Poales; Poaceae. The record is from the annotation of a GenBank genome assembly.